AUGCGGGGCAAUGACGAGGCGUCUUGGCGGGACUGGGCCCAGGGGGGCAUGUCGGACCCUGCGGAGAUUGCAAGGACGAUGGGCCGCCAGCACCAAGUCUUGCAGGAGGUCCUCGCGCGACAGGAAGCUUUGCUGCAGAGCCUGUCGGACGCAUUGGAACCUCCAGUGCUCGAGGCCGAGCCGUUGCGGGCCAGCGGAUCGAAGGACCCGGGCGAGGUCUUGGGAGCCGUGCAGGAGGAUGAUGAUGAGAACUUUUAUCCAAAGAUCGACGGCGAAGAGGACGAAGGGGAGGCGGACGCGCCCAGCUGGCCCUGGCCAAGUGGGCGGCCUGAGAUCCGCGCCCGCCCCAAGCUGAAGCGCUCGAAGCGGGAGUCGAUUUUGGCACCCGGAGCGGUCUUCUCAUCUUCUCCAUCCACUGCGUCCAUGCACGCAGUUCUGAAGAAGCGGACCUUGUCCUCCUCGGUGUUGAUGGCCAAAGCACAGGACUCGAAGAUACCCUUCUUGCGCUGUUUCCUGGAGAAACUCGUGGCCAUCUCGAGCUGGUUCUCCGAGUUGAAGGAACCUGAAAGAACUUCGUGCUUCUCACGUAUCGUGGAUGGGCACAAGUUCUCCACCUUGUGUCUCUUAGUGAUCUUGGCCAAUGCCAUCCUGAUCAUCAUCGUCUCAGAUUAUGAGAUCCAGCACUUGGGCGAGUCCAUACCCGAAGACUGGGAGGUGUUGGAACUCUCUCUGACCAUUUUCUAUGGUGUGGAGUUGAUGCUCAAGAUCUUGGUCCAUCGCCUGUAUUUCUUCGUGAACGAGGAGUGGCGUUGGAACAUUUUCGACUUCUUUUUGGUGGUCUUCUCCUUCAGCGAAGUGGCGAUCAGUCGCUAUCUGGUCCUCAACCAGACCUCCGAAGAGAGCUCGGCCAGCCUCAACGUGGGCUUCCUGCGGCUACUGAGACUCACCAAGCUGGCGAAGGUGCUGCGGGUCUUCCGGACCUUGAAGUUCUUCACGGAGCUGCGCCUGAUGAUCGACUGCGUCCUGGGAUCCUUCAUGCAAAUCUUUUGGUGCCUGGUGAUGAUCGUUUUCGUGCUCUACGUCUUCUCGCUGCUCUUGGUGCAGGGCAUCGCCGAUUACAUGCUCACGGCCGAGAACCUGACGGACAAGCACCGCACCGAGCUCUUGGACAUGUUCGGCUCCGUCGGACCGGUCGAGAGCGCGGCGGCGAUGAGGCGCCUUGAUGACCCUCUUCCAAUCCACGACGGCUGGUUUGGAUUGGCGGACCGCGCCACGGCUGCGGUGUGUCGGGUGUGCGUUGCGGAGCACCUGGUGACAGUGUGGCAGCAUUUGCUGGGUCGAAACCCUUUUUUGGCCUCGGUCUUCUUGGUCUACAUCAGCAUUUUCACCAUCUCCAUCUGGAAUAUCGUCACCAGUACGUUUGUGGAAAAGGCCAUGAAGUUGGCGAAGCCGGAUCUGGAUUCCAUGUUGCUGGAGCAGAGCCUCAGGGAUCUACAAGAUUCGGAUGAGCUCGAAAAGCUCUUCAAACCCUAUGCCAGCCGGAACGAGGCGGGUGAAGAUGAGAUUGCCCUAGAUGACCUGCAGGAAGCGGCCGACGAAGCAGAGUUCCUGCUGUACUUGUCGGUGCGAGGCAUCGACGUGAAGAACGUGAAGCUUUUCUUCUACAUGUUGGGCUCCAUGCGCGAGGACAAUGUCAUCGAUCUCAAGUCCUUGGUGAAAGCCUGUGUCCGCAUGAAGGGCUUUGCCACCAGCAUCGACUUGCAGUCAGUCUCUUUCGAAGCCAAGCUCAUGCAUGGUCAAGUGAAGGAGAUGCUUGAGGCAGGGGUGCUGGGCAUUGGGUUCCAUGAGCUGCUCCACUUUCUUCUUUCCUUUCGCCCUGGCCAAACGCCUCGACCGAAUGGAGGCAUGUCGAGCGAGGGGUUUGGCUGUGAACCGGGCGGGGGCCGCGAGUACUGGUACAACUCGCCCAGGUCAGGAGCAGAUGCUCGGCUGAAGGAAGGAUGUGGAGCAGAUGCUAUACCCGGAGUUGGGUGA
Messenger RNA from Durusdinium trenchii, 2034 nucleotides. NCBI's taxonomy places the organism in Eukaryota, Dinophyceae, Suessiales, Symbiodiniaceae. The record is from the annotation of a GenBank genome assembly.